Messenger RNA from Chironomus riparius, 1527 nucleotides. Lineage: Eukaryota; Metazoa; Arthropoda; Insecta; Diptera; Chironomidae. The record is from the annotation of a GenBank genome assembly.
GUUAUCACGAAAUAUUAAAAGUUGACUCAUCGUUUUGUAUAUUAUAGCUACGUCUUCAUUUUUAAUCCAAUAACGAGUUUCCUUGCUAUUUAAUUAUAUUUACUGAUAUAUGUGAAGUUGUGCUAUUAUUCUAGAUUAAUUAAUAUUUAUAAUAUUGUGACAAUUCUAGACAAAUUUGUUGAUUUUUUGUGCUUAAAACUUGAGUAAAAAGUUUAAUUAUUUAAUUUUGAAUUGAAAUGGCAACUGAAAAGUGUCAGAUGCGUGCAUUAAUAUUAGUUGGUGGAUAUGGUACAAGAUUGAGGCCUUUAACAUUGUCUAGACCCAAACCUCUUGUUGAAUUUGCUAAUAAGCCGAUUCUAUUGCAUCAAAUUGAGGCACUAAAGGAAGCUGGUGUAACUGAGGUGAUUUUGGCAGUAUCAUAUAGAGCAGAUGAAAUGGAAAAGGAACUAAAACAUGAGACAGAAAAGUUGGGAGUGAAUCUGAUAUUUUCACACGAAACAGAACCACUUGGAACUGCUGGUCCUUUAGCUUUGGCCAAAGAUAUCUUAUUAACAAGUUCAGAACCAUUUUAUGUACUAAAUUCUGACGUCAUUUGUGACUUCCCAUUUCAAGAACUUGAGAAAUUUCACAGAAAUCACGGUAAAGAAGGAACAAUCGUGGUGACAAAAGUAGAAGAACCUUCCAAAUACGGAGUCGUUCUGUAUAAUAAUGACGGAUGCAUUGAAAGCUUUAUCGAAAAACCUCAAGAAUUUGUCAGUAAUAAAAUUAAUGCAGGCUUGUACAUCCUUAAUCCUUCCGUUUUAUCACGCAUUCAAUUGAAACCGACGUCCAUUGAAAAAGAAGUAUUUCCAUACAUGUCAAGUGACAAGCAGCUUUAUGCAUUCGAGCUUAAUGGUUUUUGGAUGGAUAUUGGACAACCAAAAGACUUUUUAACAGGAAUGUGCUUAUAUUUAAAUUCAUUGAAACAUCGUGAUCCAUCUCAGUUAUAUGAAGGUGAAGGAAUCGUUGGGAAUGUAUUAGUUGAUCCAUCGGCGAAAAUCGGAAAAGGCUGCAGAAUUGGACCAAAUGUAACAAUUGGUCCCGACUGUGUAAUUGAGGAUGGUGUGUGUAUCAAGAGAUGUACUCUUCUAAAGGGAGCUAUCAUCAAAUCACAUUCAUGGCUCAGUUCAUGCAUAAUUGGAUGGCGAUGUAUUGUUGGUCGAUGGGUUAGAUUGGAAGGAAUAACUGUACUAGGAGAAGACGUGAUUGUAAAAGAUGAAGUAUUCGUAAACGGAGGACAAGUAUUGCCGCACAAAAGCAUCACCGAAAGUGUUCCUGAGCCAUCAAUUAUUAUGUAAAAAUGAUUUUUUUUAUACAAGGAAUUGUCUUAUAUUAUUUUUUAUACACGUACGUCUGUUCUUAUCAUCAUCUUUUAAAACACAUUAUUUACUCUUACUUCUGUUCACGUAUUUUGUUGCAAUAAAGCGCAUUCCUUUAAUUUGAUAAGAGUAUUAAAAUAAAAAUUAAUUUACAUAAAUUUCAAAGCGA